Stegodyphus dumicola is the source of this 1179-nucleotide messenger RNA. Its product is annotated as zinc finger protein 236-like. Lineage: Eukaryota; Metazoa; Arthropoda; Arachnida; Araneae; Eresidae. Gene Ontology annotation, cellular component: nucleus. The record is from RefSeq and is a predicted model, not a curated record. Gene Ontology annotation, biological process: regulation of transcription by RNA polymerase II. Gene Ontology annotation, molecular function: DNA-binding transcription factor activity, RNA polymerase II-specific; RNA polymerase II cis-regulatory region sequence-specific DNA binding.
AUACGCCAUUUUGUCCGACUAAAGCAUUUAAAACCACUAUAUCAGAGUACUGCAUAAAAUUUAUUUGAAUCAUUUGAAAUGUAUAUUUUAAACAACGAAAUUAAGUUAAGAACUCAGUGCAAUACUGUAUUCCCUGUAGCUUCAUUGUGAUAUAGAAGAAUAAUGCUUACCUGUUAUUUUGCUGCUAGAAAAUCUAAAACAAAAUGGAGCUGGAUGUAAUAAAUAGUGUGUCAAACAACAAUAUGAAUAUAUCAACAGAAGCUUCUGUUAUGCAAGAUACUGUACCUGUUGUCAGAAUGGAAAAUGUAUCAAUUCUCUCAUCAGAGAGUGGUAACUCUGUUACUUCAGACUUGUCUGCUGCCCAGUUUAUAAAUGUUCCAUUUCUGCAAGAAGGAUCUAUUUCUGGGUCUGAUACUCAACCUAGUUACAUUCUUGCAACCAGUGCAGAUGGAAAUACUAUUCUUCUUGAUGCCUGUCAGUUAACUAUGCUGUCUGAGCAAACUAUCCCAUUAUAUGAUGGAACUAAUCUUUUCCAUGUAGCUUCUGAAACUUCUCAAGCAUCUGAUGUUAAUAUUAAUAAAGAACCUGGAUUGCCUUCAGAAGUGGAAUACUCUAAUUCAGUUCCACUUCAGAAUGAGGAAGCUGCAAGAGAGCCUCUUCCUUCUCAAAUUAAUGAUGAAAUUUUACCACCCGAUCGAAAGGGUCCUCACAAAUGUUCUUUUUGUGGCCAAGAAUUUGCCUUAGCAAAGCAGUUGCACCGGCACUGGAAAGUCCAUGCAGAAGAUAAGCCAAACAGAUGCACUGAAUGUGAUGCAUCAUUCAAUGAGCGAUUUAAUUUAAUUUUACAUCAGGCCACACAUUCUACUUCUGAUCCAACUUGCCCUGAGUGUAACAAAAAAUUUGCUAGGAUGGCAGGCCUUAAAUCCCAUCUUUUAAUGCAUCAAAUUGAAGAAAACCUUGUUUGUACUGAAUGUGGACAUGAAUUUAGCACUCAGUUUAAAUUAGAUAAACAUAUGCAAGAACAUCUUGCAGAGUUGGCUAUGGAUAAGAGUUUUAUUUGUAGAAUAUGUUCAAAAGGAUUCAGCAAGUUGACUCAUUUGAAAGAACAUAUGAAAAUUCAUUACAAAUUAAAGUAUGUUUACAUUUUUGUCAUCUCAAUUUUUUUUAGUGAUGCUUAAA